UCUUAAGUCAUAUUUUCUUUAAGCUAAAACGCAAAACAUGAAUUGGUUCUAACUCCUCAAAUGUCAACAGAUACUUAAUAUCUUAAAUAUAAUAAUAUUUUAAAACAAGCUAUUUCAAGAUGCCACCUCAGGCCCAUUUUUUGGGCUAAACGAUUAAUUGGUUAAUUGAAAAUAUGAUUGGCCGACUUUUUACUCCGCCUUAACCCUUCUGCUACAAGAAUCCGCUAAUAAUUAGCGCAUUCAUCAAAAAUGAAAAUAAUCAUAGUUGUAUACCAUCUGUGUAUCUUUACUGAUCAAAUGAUUUAUAAUUAUUACAGCAGAGGACAUAAAAGUAAGCCAUAAUAUCUGAAACUAAAACAUUUGCAGAUACCAAAAAUGCAUCUGUAUGGAUAUAGAUACUAAAAUUACCUUUUCUGCAGUAAUUCCAUUUGCUGGUUGCUUUUAUCUCAGACAACAAGACAUUUUAAUUACGUGUUGUCACUUACGGAAUAAAACCUCGGAGCCAUCUACAGUACACUCAAUUUCCGCACAUAUCAAGUGUUGUUUAGCACUUCAAACACUACACUACAGCCAACCGUUUUACGCAUGUGUUUUAUUGUGCCCCACUGGCAUGGCGGCAGGGGAGUGUGUGUGUCUGUGUGUUUGCCAGCAUGCUUUUUGUUUGUAUGUAGAUGGGGUUAGAGGGGGUUGGGUUUUGGGCACAGGGGAAAUAAACCAGUGCCUGGCAGGAAAAUAGCCUCCGAUUUUGCCCUCUGUUUUCCCCCUCCCAUUUCUCUUCACCAACCCCACCCCCAACAGCCACCCUCAGUCUUCACGUCUUUGAUCCAUCUAUUGUGUGAUGGUGCCCCUCCAGCUGUAGGAGGCUGCAGUGGUACAUGAGGAUGGAAGACAUUUGUUUAUUGAGAAGAAGCCUCUCUCUGUACACAGUUAAAUGAAAGACUAUUUAGUACUAACUGAUCCAUUAAAGAGCAGAAGAAGUCAAAUGCUCUGAAUGAAGCAUUGCUGUUUCUUUUUAGUUUAAGGUUGCUGUGCGUUUGACGUGCAUGCGGGAUAACUUGUGUGUGCUUGUAGCGUACGUUUUCCUUUGAUCCAUACCUAUUUAUAACUGCAGGAUUUGUGGCAGUGCUUGCACAAACACUCACGCACCCCCACAGACAGACAGACAGACAGGCAGAGGUGCAUUGUUGGGGAGGCUCACUGGCACGCUCGGGCCUUUUUGACAGAAAAGAAUAAGAAUGAAUCAAGAACAGACGCGUUUCCUCAUGUCACUUAAAUUUCAUCACUUCCCUAAACAAGUUGCUUUUUUAAAUUACGCAACUUGUGAAUGACUGAAGAAAUAGAACUUAUUUCCAAAUCUGCUUCUUAUUGUUUUAAACUGGCCCUGGUGUGAACUACAUAAGAGUAUAAAUAGGCUCCAUAAAGGGAGGCUGUCUUUGAUUGGCAAAUUGGUUUAAACUUCUGAUUCAGCAGUAUCAGUUGUGGUGGCAUGUCUUUUUAUGCUUUGCGGACAAAUGCAUUUCACCAGUCAAUCACAUGCGUGCACGGUCUCACGUUGGCCCCUCUCGUGCCCUGCAGGCUUUGCUUUACCUGCGGCUAUAUUUUGGGUAAAACCUCACCCUUUAGUAAAGCAGUUAGACAGUUGUAAGGGGUGCAAGAAACAAAACAAAUAAGGGGUGUAUAAAAAGUGACAGAGGAGUGCAGAAAUUUUGCAUGGCAGUAGAGGAGGGGGUUGAGAGAGUGAGAUCAGGAAUCUGCUGAGUCAUUAUGACUGGUCUCAUGAUGAUCGCUCAGCAGCAGCAACAAUAGCUGCACUUUAUCGCACAACACACACACACACACACACACACACACACGCGCGCACACACACACACACACACACACACACACACACACACACACACACACACACACAGGUCUUAGAGAUGAGAGCCAGACCAACGCACCAUACAAAGCAUCUCAUUGAGAGCUUGUGGAGAUGCUCAUCUGUGGAGCUGUGCGCUCUAAGGACUGAUCUCAUCUUUUGCACUUCCAGGCUCCCUCUUUGUUGACUUCUGAUUCACACUGUUUUGUCUCCAUCCUUUUGUCUCUUGUUUCCACUUUGGUAGAAAUGCGUUCACAUCAUUGUAUUUGGUUUGCCUUUAUUCCUAGUGGCUGUGGGUCUAUAUCUGUUUUUCUACUUCUCUCCAGUCUUUAUACUGCCGUGUGUGUGUGUGUGUGUGUGUGUGUGUUUAGGGCUCUAACAGUUGGUUUUCCCCUGGAGUCCUUCCCACAAAUUCUACCACUUCCUCUUCUUUCACAUUCAUUACAUUCCUAUUGGCCUAUCGCCAACCAAUAAGAGUUCAACAACACAAGGUUAGUGGGCACUGUCAGUGUAACCACCAGGAAGCAGGAAGUCAGGAAAAUUCUAAGAAAGGUUUGGGUGUCACUUUCACUCAUACACUGUGACACAGAUGCAUACUCAUGUAACAUGCUCACACAGCAGUGCUCCAAAAGUAGAUUUCCAUGUGGUAUGUCUCCGCUGGUCCAGGUCUGUUCAGAAGGGCAAGGCUCUUGUGGCAUGACGACGACUAACAAAGGAAAUAAAGCCUUGAAGGUGAAGCGUGAGCCGGGAGAGAAUGGCACCAGCCUCACAGACGAGGAGCUGGUGACCAUGUCAGUGCGGGAGCUGAACCAGCACCUCAGAGGGCUCACCAAAGAAGAGAUCCUGCAACUGAAACAACGGCGGCGCACCCUGAAGAACCGGGGCUACGCCGCCAGCUGCCGGGUGAAGCGGGUCACCCAGAAGGAGGAGCUGGAGAAGCAGAAGGCCCAGCUGCAGCAGGAGGUGGACAAACUGGCCAAUGAGAAUGCUUCGAUGCGCAUUGAGCUGGACGCUCUGAGGUCCAAGUACGAGGCAUUACAGACCUUCGCCAGGACCGUGGCACGGAGCCCCACUGUCGGGGUUGGGGUUAGGCCUGGAGGGGGAGGAGGAGGGGGAGGGGUGCCGUCAUCAGUCAUUGGUCCACUGAUACCGGGGAAGGUAGCAACAGCGACGAGUGUGAUCACAAUAGUGAAAUCAAAAACAGAUGCACGGUCUUGAGGGAGCGAACGAUAGAUGAGGGUGUGUUGGGGGUGGAGUCAUUCUUCUUCUCUGCUGGCCACCUCUCCUCCACCUGCACUGACUUCAAACAGCUGGGCAGCCUUGAUCAAACCGCCUCAGCAUGUUCCCGUCACCUGUCUCACAUCAGUGCAGGUGAAGGAAAGCAUGGAAGCAGAGGAAGAUCAUUGAGACUCUGAUGAUGCAAGCCCUUGGUCAGCGCAUGAUCAUUUAGCACAGGACAGAUACACAGGGUUCCUACAGUCACUGAAAGCCUGGAAAAGAAUUUGAGAUUAGUUUUAUUCCAGGCCAGGCAGGGGGAAAAAAGAUUUUAAAAAACGUAAAUGUCCAAAAUACUUUGGAAAAAUCAUGCAAUUUUGUUCAGUUGCCAUUUACGUCAGUCAAGUGUCAAGUUUUACCGCUGGUAGAUCUUCAUAUGCGUAAUAAUCCCAUCAAACGUUUGCACACUAGAUUUGAAGUUUGCCAGAACGAAGAUAUAGAACAUUUAAAUUUGCUACAGCAACACAAAUAUAUUCUAACACAUGUGUUAUACAUAUGUAAUAGAAUCAGGAGGACAGUAUUGAUGUGUUAGUUAUAGGAAAGUUGUUGGAUUAGAUUGUUUUGGGUCCCUGACUUCCAAAAGAAUAGAUUUCAUGUGACCUGCUAAUUUCAGUGGCUGCAGAGAAAUCCCAUCUUGCUCCACCUAGCCAAGAACCUUUUCAGAAAAGUACUAUAGAAAAAUAUAUAUUACACAAUGGUGGUACCUGUAUUUCUACUGUUUUGUACUUUGUUGUCAUUCACAUGAGGUCCAAAGUGUAUUCUCUGUGUGUCAAUUGUUAUAUAUCAGGAAUUCUGUGAUAUUCUGUGGCGCGUGUUCGUUUUGGUAUUGCUAUAUUUACUUAGCUGUAUUUUUUCUACGGCCUCUUCACUUUCUAUGUCCAACUCUCUUUCUCUUACCUAUUCUUUCUCUGUCCUUCCAUUUAUCAAUUCCAAUUGGUUACCAAUUAUUACACACAGUACUUCCUGGAUCGAACAGAGAGAGCUGGGGGGGGGGUAAAAAUAUAUUCAAGAAAAUUGGAAGGGCUAGUGCCUUGGUCUCCUAAAGAUAUGCAUCAAUAAGAAGUCAAGAGGACAUUGUGGAAGGAUGGUGGAGAUUCGAUGCAGGUGUUUGCUUAAAACCUGUGUUUAAUAGGAUACACUGACCAAUCAGGGAUCAGGUUGUAACAGCAUUUAACUCUCGCUGUGCGUUGUUGUAUGAGCUGUGUAGUACCCAUCAGCAACACCCAUUUUUGUGACUUGACAGUUCAUGUACUUGCAAAACAGGAGCCUGCAGUUAGCCUAAUUGUCUUGCACAAAAUUUGCUUUUAUGGAAAGGUAAUAUAUCGGUUUUAUGUAAAUUACUUAGUUCACAUGUUUAUGAAUUUGAUUGGAUACUGACUCAGAAAUCUAGGUUUUUAACCUACAGCAAAAUGUUUGCUUCAAAUCAAAGUGGUUAACAGUGCAUUCCUUGUGCUUUUAACCACAAAGCUCACUGUGCACAAGUGUAAAUGUGAUUACUGACAACGCAGUCAGCCAGGAAGGAUCGCAAAGAUGCUUCUCAGAAUUUGCAGUCACAUAAAUGGGAUGCCAUUUCACACGAGUUUUACCAUAAAAGUAGUCGUAUAUGGUGUUGUAUACUCAAAGAAUCUUUGUCUCUGUAUGAUAGUCUGGAAUUUUAUAAAGACAAUUAUCUUUGCAUCAUUUGUAAUGACCUGUAAAAAAACAAAACAAAAAACAAAAAAGGGUAUAACAAAAUCUGUUUGAUAUACAGUAUUUCUCUAUUUUGCAAUUGUACCAAAAGUGGCUUAACUACUGAAUAGCUUUGUUUUUUCUCUAGUGACUAGGCACGUGUGUGUAACCGUGAACUAGCGUGUGGUGUGCUGUGUAAGUAUGUGACGAGGUAACUAUAACGUUCACUAUUUCAUAGAUAAGACUUUGAUCCUUGUUUGAGUUCAGGCCGAAGCGGGUGAGGACACCGUGGGUAACUGCACUGUUUCGCUAAUCAUAAAAUCUUUGUCCUCCUGGCCCUAUCAUUCAGCUCCCACACUGCAGGCCGUGUGUUUAUACAUUUUAAGUUCACCUUGGCAGACCCAUUUUCCGUAUUUCUGAACAGGCCUUUGUGGCUUCCUUUUUGGUUGUUGCAGUGUUCAAAGCUCGUUAUUGCAGACAAAAUGACCAAUGAGAUGAGGAAGUGUUUUGGUUAACCCCACUAGCUUUGUGUAUUCAGGUCAUCUGGCAAGAUGUGAAACUCAACAAGGGGCCUUCAUGGCUGCAUCACCCCUACUCCUUCAAUAAGUUAUUUUUGUAGUAUGUGAUAAAGGUAUUUGUUUUUGCUGUGCACAUUUUAUAUCGUUAUGUGUAUAUAUAUAAUGUUGUUUAUAUUUUGUUUGUUUUGGAACUGUUUUGUGAGUGUGAGGGAAGUGAAGCAAAUUUACGUAUUUGGUGUUUUAUGAAGUGAAAAAUGUAUUCUGCUAUUUAAUGGUUUGUCUGUCAAACAGUUUGUUGUUUUUUUUAACUAUGAAAACCUGAUUUAAGAGGAGUCAUUUACUGAAAUAGAAGCAAUUAUUAUUGAUACAAAACAGUACAUACAUGCAACCUUUUACCUGAACCGCUACUUUUCCACUGUGAAGAAAAAAAGGGGUUAGCUAGCCUACUGCUGUGCAGUUAUGAAGAUUAGUGAGAUAUGUGUUUAUCUGAACCCUAUGUCAGUAUAAAAUAUGAUUCAAGCAGCUGAACAAUGAGCAAACGCAUUGGAAGGAAAAUUGGUUUGAGAUUUUAAAAUAUUAUUUCUCCAUUAUCUUUACACUGAUAACCAUUUGCAAGUUCAGUCAACCAUGAAAUCAGAGAGCUAUAUAAUUUAUUUUUUUAAAUGUCUUAUCACAAGAAUGAUAUUCAGCUACAAGCACAUAUAGGUAUCACACCCAGUAUAUUUCUGUAUGUGCUCUAUGUUAAAAAAGGGGUUCCUGUUUUAAGGUCAGAAUACUAUCAUUCGAUUUUCUACUGGAUAAUUCUUUCAAUUCUUUCUCUAUUUGUCAUUCUGUUGCUUCCUGCACGACUUUACGUUUGCACAUUGAAUUCAGUUUUUUCUUUGCUGGCACGUCCUGUGUGGUGUGUGUGUGUGUGUGUGUGUGUGUGUGUGUGUGUGUGUGUGGUCGCCGUGGUAUAAAAUAAGUUGUGUCGAGUUGAAGCAAAAUAUGAAACUUCCUGGUGCUUGUCAAACUGUACGUACUGUAUGUGCCACUGUCACAAAAUGUGUCCCCACCUAGUCUGUGUUUUUGUGCUCCCUUGCUUGUAAGAGAUGCAUACUGUGUAAACAUAAAUGUGUGGACAUGGCGGCUGCUCUAAUAAUGCAAACUGCGUAAAAAUUAGACCUCCUGCCACACGGGAGCAGUGAUGCUAUCGUAGUCGUCAUGUCAAUUUGUCUGUUUAAUAAUUGCAGGUAGGCCUACAGCGCAGUGUGACAGGGUGAAAGUGCUUAUAGUGUUGAGCGAUUUAUACUUUGUUAUAAAUGUCAGGUGUCUGUUUAAAUCUGGCUUAUGUGAUGCUUUUUCAGCGCCACUUAACAAAUAACUGUGAAAAUACGAAAUCAUCAAAAAUGUUUCAUCCAUUUCCGAUUGAGAAGUGGACAAAAUGCAAAAUACAGUAGCUGUCAUACAAGGCCUGCUGUCGCACUGAAGAGGAUCAUUAUUUUUUGUCUUCCAGACUUGAAUAUGUUGUGGUUGUUGUGUUUUCCUCCUAAUAUUUGCUCAGCAGACGUGAUCAGCCGACAACAGUGACCUUUAGUGAUCGUCAGACAGGGCAGCUUUGUGGCUUUUCAUAACAGAGUUUACGAGCUUGUAAGACACGCUUACCUUAUUUUCCUCUGCCAGUACGGGGGUCAUACCCUUCUUUAUGGAAAGAUAUUUCAUCACAAACCCAAGCAACUGCUCCUAAACCGCGUUCAUAAAUAUUUUACAGAGGCAGAAAGGAGUGGUGGAGACACUUAACAUUUCCCCACUCCUCUUAUCCUAUCCCUUUUUACAAAGUGUCAGCGAGUUAACGCAGCAGGCUUCCAAGCCCUUCUUCAAAACAUCAGAUACUUCUAGAAGAUGCAAAUCAUUAACUACUUGUCUUGCUGCUCAGCCAAUCUGCAUGUAGUCAUUCAGUCACUUUCCUGUGUAGUGAAUCAUGCCACCGGACUCUAAGAGCCCUUUCACCCACCUCCAAUGCUGAUCGAUGAGUAAAUGAACCAAGGAUUCCUUUGAUCGUUUGUUUGGUGUUUUCAUCAAUAAUAAUGUUUGUCUUGCCUCCCCAGUUACCCUCUUCUUAUGCUCUCUCUUAUUCUCUCUGUUGCCCUUAUCAGUUGUUGAGCCUCCAACAUAAAAUUCCUACCCAGAGUUUGGGUAUCAUUUCAAUUUCUUUUUCUUUUUGCUGUAACAGUCUGCCUCUAAUUUUUACCCCUGAUAACGUUUCUUUCCAUCAAACCACAUGUGUCUGCUGGAGAGCAUUCGGCCGGGUUACUCAUAGAAGAUUUUUAAAGUACAUAAUGGUCCGUUUGAAGCUAUAGAAAAGUUGUGAGUUUGUGUGAAUAUGGCGUAGCCUAUUCAGAAAAGCCCUUGUAAUAGAGAAUUCUGUGUUUUGUAAUAUUUCUGUAUCGGGUGUAAUUAUUCUACGACAGUAUACUUUCUAUGGGAAAAUACUUAAAAUGUGACAGUCUUUGUAAGUAUUUAACUUCAACUAAAUUAUUGUACUUAUUUUGCAAUUUGUAGAUACGUAAGUGAUGAUGAAAAGGUAUUGGUAAUCAUGAAAUUAACUGUUUCAUCACCGGUCUGAAGCAUCUUUUAAUUUAUUGAUGUAUAUAUUGUAUGUUUGUUGAUAAACAGCUUACUUUAUUUUGUAUAUGACCAAUAAACAUGUUUUGAAAUGGAA
Micropterus salmoides (largemouth bass) is the source of this 8023-nucleotide messenger RNA. RefSeq names its product v-maf avian musculoaponeurotic fibrosarcoma oncogene homolog Gb (gene mafgb). Gene Ontology annotation, cellular component: nucleus. Gene Ontology annotation, molecular function: DNA-binding transcription factor activity, RNA polymerase II-specific; RNA polymerase II cis-regulatory region sequence-specific DNA binding. Gene Ontology annotation, biological process: regulation of epidermal cell differentiation; regulation of transcription by RNA polymerase II. The transcript has 3 exons. The coding region runs from base 2468 to 3079 and encodes 203 amino acids. Lineage: Eukaryota; Metazoa; Chordata; Actinopteri; Centrarchiformes; Centrarchidae. The record is from RefSeq and is a predicted model, not a curated record.